CUGUCAACAUGCAAGAUGGCCACGCAUCACAGGCAAAAUGCUGCUGGGCGGAGAAAAGUACAGGUAUCCUACGUCAUUAGGGAUGAGGUGGAGAAGUACAACAGAAAUGGGGUGAAUGCUCUUCAACUUGACCCUGCGUUAAACCGACUCUUCACAGCUGGAAGAGACUCAAUCAUCCGUAUAUGGAGUGUUUACCAGCAUAAGCAGGACCCGUAUAUUGCUUCAAUGGAGCAUCAUACAGACUGGGUCAAUGACAUAGUUCUUUGUUGCAAUGGGAAAACAUUGAUAUCUGCUUCCUCGGAUACAACGGUAAAAGUAUGGAAUGCGCAUAAAGGGUUCUGUAUGUCAACGUUACGAACACACAAAGACUAUGUGAAAGCCUUAGCCUAUGCUAAGGACAAGGAGCUGGUGGCAUCUGCAGGGCUUGACCGGCAGAUAUUUCUCUGGGAUGUCAAUACUCUUACAGCACUCACUGCUUCCAACAACACUGUAACAACUUCGUCACUCAGCGGGAACAAGGAUUCUAUCUACAGUCUGGCUAUGAACCAGAUGGGCACAGUGAUAGUGUCUGGAUCCACAGAAAAGGUGCUGAGAGUAUGGGAUCCACGAACAUGUGCAAAACUGAUGAAGCUAAAAGGUCACACAGAUAACGUCAAGUCGCUGCUGUUGAAUCGAGAUGGUACUCAAUGCCUGUCCGGCAGUUCGGAUGGCACAAUUCGUCUGUGGUCCCUUGGUCAGCAGCGAUGCAUUGCCACGUACCGUGUGCACGACGAAGGCGUUUGGGCCCUGCAGGUCAAUGAGGCUUUCACACAUGUCUAUUCUGGAGGUCGAGACAAGAAGAUUUAUUGUACUGACCUGCGCAACCCAGACAUCCGUGUUCUCAUUUGUGAAGAGAAGGCCCCAGUGCUGAAAAUGGAACUGGACAGAUCUGCCGACCCGCCUCCUGCUAUCUGGGUCUCCACCACCAAGUCAUCUGUUAAUAAAUGGUCUCUCAAGGGAAUGCACAACUUCAGAUCAUCAGGGGAGUACGAUAAUGACUGCAGCACCCCUUUAAUGCCACUGUGCACACAGUCAGAGCAAGUCAUCAAAGGAGGGGCAAGUAUCAUACAGUGUCACAUUCUGAAUGACAAGAGACACAUACUUACCAAAGACACCAACAACAACGUGGCUUUCUGGGAUGUCUUGAAGGCUUGCAAGGGGGAAGACCUGGGCAAAGUGGAGUUUGAUGAGGAGAUCAAAAAGCGCUUCAAGAUGGUUUAUGUGCCAAACUGGUUCUCAGUUGAUUUGAAAACUGGGAUGCUCACCAUCACACUGGACGAAAGUGACUGCUUCGCUGCCUGGGUGUCUGCCAAGGAUGCAGGUUUCUCAAGCUCUGAUGGAUCUGACCCAAAAUUAAACUUGGGUGGAUUGCUGCUUCAGGCUCUCCUGGAGUUCUGGCCCAGAACUCGCAUCAAUUCUGUCGAUGAGGAAGAGAAUGAAGUGAACCAUGUGAAUGGAGAGCAGGAGAAUCGUAUCCAGAAAGGGAACGGAUACUUUCAGGUGCCACCACAUACACCGGUCAUCUUUGGGGAAGCAGGUGGCAGAACUCUUUUUAGGUUGCUUUGUCGAGAUUCAGGCGGAGAGACCGAGUCGAUGCUGCUGAACGAGACCGUUCCUCAAUGGGUCAUUGACAUCACAGUAGAUAAAAAUAUGCCCAAGUUCAACAAAAUCCCAUUCUACCUCCAGCCCCAUUCGUCUUCUGGUGCAAAAACUCUGAAGAAGGACCGUCUUUCAGCCAGUGACAUGCUGCAGGUGAGGAAGGUGAUGGAACACGUGUACGAGAAGAUCAUCAACCUGGACAACGAGUCUCAGACCACCAGUUCCUCUGCCAACGAUAAGCCCGGGGAGCAAGAAAAGGAGGAGGACAUGGCCAUGCUAGCUGAGGAGAAGAUAGAACUCGUGUGUCAAGAGCAGGUUCUGGAUCCUAACAUGGACCUGCGAACAGUUAAACAUUUUAUCUGGAAAAGUGGCGGGGACUUGACGCUUCACUAUAGGCAGAAGUCCACGUGAAAGUUAGAUUUGGAAGAGCAAAAACUUUUCUUUUUUUUUUUUGUCAUUUGCCAAUCGCCACUCACCCAACAUGUAUCCUGAAGUCCAUUCACGGUCAAACAGUUUGUGCUAUCCACAUGAAUUCAGUGAGGUAUUUCCAAGGAUGUGUCAUAGGGAACAUACCAGGCUGGAGCAGCCAAGAGACAAAAUGGAUUGUUUUUUUUUUAAUACAGUUUGAAAAAUGAACUCAAUUUUACUCUGCAGGACUAAAACUUUUUUGUUUUUUAUUUUACAUCUUUGACUGCUAUGUUUAUUAUAAACUGCUGUACAUGUUUGUUUGAGUGAAUGCGUGUGUGUUUACGCACGUGUGCAGAAUGUUAUAGUACAUUCCAGACCUGUCCUUGUUCUACAAACACUCCACGGUGUCAACAGUUUCUCCGUUUUGGAAAGCCCACCCACGCUUUCUGGAAGCGUCAAGUCGCCCAUCCUCACUCGAACGUAACCUCCAGUUGUAAUCACAAGAAAGCUUGAACAUCAUUACACUUGUCUUUGUCUCUUUUAGCUGUGCUGUUCUCAGUGAGCGGAAUGUUUUCAUGUUAACCUUGUGUAAAAUAUUUUUGAUUUAAAUGAGGUUUCGCGGGGAGGAGGUUGGAGGACAUCAAUUCUGUUGUACAGUUUACUUAAUACCAACUGUUAAUUUUUUCAAUUCUUUAGAGCACAUUUAUGGCUGUAAUUUAACAUGAUACAAAUGGCAUUUGUUGUAUCCACUACAACCUGGAAAUUGCAGUUUACUCUUUAAAGAAUGUUUGUAGUUGUCUAAAUCAUCUUAGAAAUUUGAAAUUAUAUAUACAUAUAAAUAUUAAAUCUCACUAUAUGCUUGGGCAAUCAGCAAUGACCUUGGUCAAAGUGAGAGCUGUUCCUAUUGUAUAGUUUAUUUAAAUAGCUCAAUGAAAUAUAGUAUAUGAUUUGUCUUUACCAAAACACACAAAGUGGUAAAACAUUUUUGGUAUCACCAAGCAGAACAGAUCUUUUUAUUGUAAACUUGGAAGAUAUUCAUUUAGCCGCAAAGACCAAUGUGAACACGCCAAGUGAGGUCUUGUAGGCCAAAACAGGAUGGUUACCCCAACUGUAACAUUACAUUACAUCGUUGUAAUAAUUUGUGAAAUAUUUAUACAGGGUCCGACAAAAUGUUCUGACACACUUGUAGGAUUAAUAAAAUGAAAAUAAAUUAAAGAAACAAAAGUGUUUUUUUUCAUUUUCGGAAAGUACAUAUAAUGCCGUUCUGUUUUGUUUUUGAAUAAUUAUUUUGGUCUUAACGCUGCCACAUUUUCUGGAGUUCUGGCGGUGCGAGGUCGGCCGGUUGAUUUUCGUUUCAAUGCUGAUCCACUGGCUCUGAAAUUAGUAACCCAUAACGAUCGUGUUUCGAGCAGGUACGGGAUCAUGUCUACUAAGUCUGAAGCGCAAACGGAACGCUCGUUGUGUUGCAGUUACAGAUUGGUUCUUGAUAAACAUUUCCACUAUGAAAGCGCAGUGCUCAGCGGUCCAAUUCAUGUUAGCAACUGAAACAAAAUAACAUUAUUCGGAAAUGAACAGAACAAAUCAAAAUGGCAUAUGUACUUUUUGAAAGAAAAAAAAAAAAAACUUUUGUUUUUUUUAAUUUAUUUGGAAUUUAUUAAACCUACGACUGUGUCAAAUCAUUUUUGCCGGACCCUGUAUUUUAGGCUUCCAAAGAAAUAAAUUUGAAUGGUUUAACAAUGACACAUUGGGGAUCAUGCAAGGAUGUGUUUUGAAAUUUUGUGUGGCAGUUUGAAACAUGAAUAAGGGUCUGUUUGUUUCGAUACUUUAUAUAUACACUUCAUUGAUACAAUAUCUGCAAAAAUACUUAAGCAACACCCCCUCCCAGAAAUAAAAACCAAAAACAUGACUCAAAAGCACCAUGACUAUAAUGACAUCUACAAACAUUACCUAUAUUCUAUUGCUUUCUUCAUCAAGUAAAGUUGUCUAUUGUUGCAUAGAUCACAAAACUGCAGUUGGUGGCCUCAAGCCGACUAGGUUACUACAACUAGCUUCACCAAUUGUAAAACAAGAGCCUGGGUUAAAACAUGUUAGAAAUGAGCUCUUAAAAAGCCACAAGUGAACUACAUCAACAGCACAAGCUGCUUAAUAAAUAUAAUUAUUCCAAAAGUCAGCCUGUCAUUUCAUCAAGUAUUAUUUUGCACUGUUGUGAUGGAUUUGAUGGGAUUUCUAUCUUUGAAAGUGUCCACGACAAUAUUUAGGAUGUCAA
Syngnathus typhle (broad-nosed pipefish) is the source of this 4312-nucleotide messenger RNA. RefSeq names its product WD repeat-containing protein 48. NCBI's taxonomy places the organism in Eukaryota, Metazoa, Chordata, Actinopteri, Syngnathiformes, Syngnathidae. Gene Ontology annotation, molecular function: ubiquitin binding. Gene Ontology annotation, biological process: double-strand break repair via homologous recombination; protein deubiquitination. The record is from RefSeq and is a predicted model, not a curated record. The transcript has 18 exons. The coding region runs from base 16 to 2049 and encodes 677 amino acids.